Messenger RNA from Periophthalmus magnuspinnatus, 1869 nucleotides. RefSeq names its product protein phosphatase, Mg2+/Mn2+ dependent, 1J (gene ppm1j). Bases 123 to 1604 code for a protein of 493 amino acids. The transcript is spliced from 10 exons. Gene Ontology annotation, biological process: protein dephosphorylation. Gene Ontology annotation, molecular function: protein serine/threonine phosphatase activity. The record is from RefSeq and is a predicted model, not a curated record. NCBI's taxonomy places the organism in Eukaryota, Metazoa, Chordata, Actinopteri, Gobiiformes, Gobiidae.
GUGCGGCUCUGUGGACGUGGGGCGGACUAAACGCGUCUCAGAGAUGAUUCUUGUCACAUUUGGCGCUGCGUAUUUUUGCUCCAAAUCGCGCUGCGUCUGAUUCGAGUCUUUGAUCCGCAGCGAUGAUCAGCAAAGUGAAGAACGCCAUGUCUACGCUGGUGGGAGGGAUGAUGCCACACGGACACCACCAUCACCCCGGAGCAGGACAGCACUGUCCCGGGGACAGUCUGCCCCCGCGCUUCCCCUACGGCCGCCCGGACUUUCUGGAGCUCACCCCGGAGCUGCUGCAGUACUCCACGGAGCACGCGUCACGGCCGGUGCUGACUCUGAAGAGAGGGACCAGGCUGCCCUGGAGGACUGGAUACGCAGAAGUGAUCAAUGCGGGAAAGAGCAUGCUGAACGAGGACCAGGCGUCCUGUGAGAAGCUGUUUGUGAAGAAGCCCAGUGGAAAACACCGCAACUCCACACUGCUGGAGGACAACGGGGAUGGCACGGGGAUCCCGAUGCACUUCUGGGGCGUGUUCGACGGCCACGCCGGCUCCGGAGCCGCCAUCAUGGCGUCAAAGUUACUCCACAGACUCAUCAGAGAUCGACUCGGAGAAAUCUGCCACCUGCUGGAAAACCCCAACAGCGCACCUCCAAUCUGCCUGGCCAAAAACGGAAACGCCUACCAGGUCGACUCAAAGAAAGGGGCCCCUCAGGAGCCCGAGGAUCCUGAUGCAGUUUGUGACUCCACCCUGCGCUUCCACAUGGAGAAAACUGUGAGUCUGGAAAGUCUCAUCAUGGGAGUCAUCGAGACGGCGUUCAAACAGAUGGACGACCUCAUUGAAAAGGAGAAAGCGUCUUACGCGAUCUCCGGCGGCUGUUGUGCCUUAGCAGCGAUUCAUUUAAUGGGAAAACUGUACGUGGCAAAUGCUGGAGACAGCAGGGCCAUAAUAAUCAGAAAUAAUGAGGUAAUUCCCAUGACUAAUGAAUUCACGCCUGAGUCUGAGAGGCAGAGACUGCAGUAUCUGGGUUUCCUCAGACCUGAGCUCCUGGGGAAUGAGUUCACUCAUAUUGAGUUUCCUCGAAGGAUUCAGCACAACGAGGUCGGCAAAAAGAUGCUGUAUCGAGACCACACCAUGACGGGCUGGGCGUACAAAACCAUCAUAGAAGAUGAUCUAAAGUUCCCCCUGAUCUACGGAGAAGGGAAGAAGGCUCGUGUCAUGGCGACCAUCGGAGUGACCCGGGGCCUGGGCGACCACGACCUCAAAGUUUACAACUCCAACAUUUACAUCAAACCGUUUCUGUCCUGUGUCCCUGAGGUGAUGGUGUAUAAUCUGGAUGAAAACAAACACGGGUCAAACGACGUCCUGGUGAUGGGCACAGACGGACUGUGGGACGUGACCACGGACAGAGAAGUCGCCGAUGCCGUGUCUGCGUAUUUAUCCUGCUGUGACCCCUCUGACCCCAUGAGAUACUCUCUGGCGGCGCAGGACGUCCUGAUGCGUUCCCGUGGCGUGCUGAAGGAGCGCGGUUGGAGGUUGCCCAACGAGAGACUGGGGUCUGGAGACGACAUCACGGUGUUCGUGGUUCCUCUGGCGGGAGGCGAGCUGGAGACAUGACGAGCCGUCGCCGUGGAGACCGCCGUAGCUCCGUAAGCCCCGCCCCCUCCUCCUCCAUCUUUCCCGGAUCCCGGAGCGACGGAGGACGAGAGCGCCUCCUCGUCACAGACCUGAGCACCUUCGGCCCCGCCCCGUCCCGCAGAACGCUCACGUCUCAACGUAUUUUUAACGACGUUUCCUUUUCUUCUGCUGUUUGUGACGUUCAAUCUUUGUAACGUUUAGGUCAAACGGACAGAACACGCUGGAAAAAUGAAGUUUUCACAUC